Messenger RNA from Nasonia vitripennis (jewel wasp), 4763 nucleotides. RefSeq names its product tyrosine 3-monooxygenase (gene ple). Gene Ontology annotation, biological process: dopamine biosynthetic process from tyrosine. Gene Ontology annotation, molecular function: tyrosine 3-monooxygenase activity; iron ion binding. NCBI's taxonomy places the organism in Eukaryota, Metazoa, Arthropoda, Insecta, Hymenoptera, Pteromalidae. Gene Ontology annotation, cellular component: perikaryon; axon; cytoplasm. Bases 412 to 2121 code for a protein of 569 amino acids. The transcript has 8 exons. The record is from RefSeq and is a predicted model, not a curated record.
CGCCCUGGAGACGCAUUCGCUCGUUCGCCUCGCCCGCAGCAGACUCGGCAGCAGGGGAGCCUAAUUUUGGAGAAGAGCCGCGGAUCAGCCAGAUAAAUUCACCGUUUUUCAACUCUUGUCCCUGCGGCAGGCAGACAUUGAAAAUUUUUGUGAUAGCCUGAUUUUUCGAAGAAGCAGAAGAAGAAGAUCGUCCGAUUUUGUUCUCCGGAUCAGAAGACGAAGAAUCGUUAUUUUUUUCUCGAAAGGCAGUGAUAAGAAUAAGAGAGUACGAUUUUUCGCUGAGAAACAGCAGGCUCCCCCAAGCAGAAUCGAGGUAAAUUUGGAUUUACAUUGGCUCGCCAACAGUGUCGCGUCAGUUCGACUUUUGGAAAUUUUAACGAAGAGAAACAAGAAGACAGAAGCGAAGCAACAAUGGCCGUAGCUGCUGCACAGAAGAAUCGCGAGAUGUUUGCCAUCAAGAAGUCUUACAGCAUUGAGAAUGGAUACCCGGCAAGACGUCGUUCUCUCGUAGACGACGCUCGUUUCGAGACAUUGGUUGUCAAGCAGACGAAGCAGAGUGUGCUGGAAGAGGCUCGCCAACGAGCGAAUGAUUCACCCGUCGAUCCGGCAAUGUAUGGCCAGGAGCAGAUCAACAAAGAGGAUCAACCCUUUGACAAUUCGUCGGCAUCUUCCAGCGAUGACGAGCAGCAAGAAACACUUGCUUGCGCGGCCAAAGAAGGCGAAGCCAAAGCGGAAGCAUCAUCCUCAGACGGCGAAGAGAAGGGGGACGACGAUUUCGGCCUGACGGAAGAAGAACUGGUGCUCGCGCGCUCCAUCGCUGAGAACCCCGAUGACCAGUCGGUGCAGACUGCCGCCCUGGUGUUGCGGCUCCGCGAGGGCAUGUCCUCGCUGCCACGCAUCCUCAAGACAAUCGAGAACUUCAAGGGCCAGGUGGCCCACGUCGAGACCCGUCCCUCGAAGAAGGAGGGCCAGUUCGACGUGCUGGUCAAGGUGAACAUGAGCCGCCACAACCUGUCGUCUCUCAUCAGGAACCUGAGACAGGGUUCGUCACUCGGUGGACUUACCCUCCUGGCGGAGGACACCAACGCCGUGACCGUCAAGGAUCCCUGGUUUCCGCGUCACGCCUCCGACCUGGACAACUGCAACCACCUGAUGACCAAGUACGAGCCCGACCUCGACAUGAGCCACCCCGGAUUCGCCGACAAGGAAUACAGGGCGCGCAGGAAACUGAUCGCCGAGAUCGCCUUCGCCUACAAGUACGGCGACCCCAUACCCAACAUCCCCUACACCGAGACCGAGAACGAGACCUGGAAGCGCGUGUUCAACACCCUGGUCGACCUGGUGCCCAAGCACGCCUGCAAGGAGUACCAGCGCGUCUUCCAGAAGCUCCGCGAGGAGAAGAUCUUCGAACCCCACCGCGUACCCCAGCUCCAGGAGGUCAGCGACUUCCUCAAGAAGAACACCGGCUUCACACUGCGUCCGGCUGCUGGUCUCCUCACGGCCCGUGACUUCCUCUCCAGCCUUGCGUUCAGAAUAUUCCAGAGCACGCAGUACAUCCGCCACAUCAACAGCCCCUACCACACACCCGAACCCGACGCGAUCCACGAGCUUCUCGGACACAUGCCUCUCCUGGCCGACCCGAGCUUCGCUCAGUUCUCCCAGGAAAUCGGUCUGGCCUCUCUGGGCGCCAGCGACGAAGAGAUCGAGAAGCUGUCGACCAUCUACUGGUUCACCGUCGAGUUCGGUCUGUGCAAGGAGGGAACCGAGACCAAAGCCUACGGAGCCGGUCUCCUCUCGGCCUACGGCGAGCUCCUUCACUCCCUCAGCGACAAGUGCGAGCACCGACCAUUCGAGCCAUCCACCACCGCAGUUCAGCCCUAUCAGGACCAAGACUACCAGCCGAUCUACUACGUGGCCAACAGCUUCGAGGACGCGAAAGAGAAGUUCCGCCGUUGGGUAGCGAUGAUGUCGCGACCCUUCGAGGUCCGAUACAACCCGCACACCCAGAGCGUCGAGGUCCUCGACAGCGUCGAGAGGCUCGAGGGCGCCGUCUCGCAGCUCAACAUCGAGCUCACCCACAUCACCAACGCCCUCAACAAAAUGAAGUCGUCGUUUGCGUAAAGUUUCGCCGAGCCGGCGUCACCCGAGGCGGACUAUUGCGACGACGUUGCGUCGGCGAUGUUGACGACGUUCGACGAGAGCGUCGACGACCUGGACGACGACGACGUCGACGAUGAUCGAGACGAUGACGAUGAUGGUACGUCGGAAGGCUCGCGCCGCCGGGAAUCCAUGGCCGGUAAUUUUAGGCGACGCGCGCGCUACUCGUGGCUCAGGUAUCGACGACAAUUCUGCCAUGUCCUGUGAGAGCUUCGCGAGUGAAUAUAUGUAGGAUGUAUAUCGUUGAGAAAAUUUUAUCGCUCGAAAGUACCAGAUCUGUAAAUACCCCGAGAGAUGGGGGAAUAUUUUCAUUCGGUAGACUGUGCGUGACAAUGGCAAUAAUACGCGGAUUAUACUCGUUGCUGAAACUGUAUUCGAGUGUUCAAAUAUCCCGCGAUGACUAACGGUCGGAAGUUUUGAAGCUAAAAAUAUGGCUGACCGGAGUAGUUACAAUCAUGAAAGACAUGGCAAGAGCUGAUCGCUAGGAUAAGACAAUGCUUUGGAACUUGCAGUAUUAAAAUCGAAUGUGUUUCAAUAGAACGGCUCUUUUGUUAGAAAAAAGCAAACUUUUUUCGAUUCGAGAAGUCUCUCCCGUAUUAUCGCGAUGAAAAAUAAUAUCUACAGACACUCGUUCUCCGACUGAUUACACUCGCUGCCGCAAAUACGUAUAAACAGUCGUAGCAACGACUGUCUUCGGUAUAGAAAAGCGAAGCACAUCGCAUACCUCCGAGCCACGACAAGCUGAAAGACUAAAUUAGCUGCAUCGUAGAGCAAAAUCAUCGAAUCUACUCCUUCUCGCGAUCUCAGGACUCCGCGCAGUUGUACAUCCUCUAACGCAAAUAGCGUAGGAAUUCUCGAAAACAACCGUUAUGUCACUCGGGACGUGAAAAAAGAAAAAGUAUUGCGCAACUGUACAACGUCCGCGAGCGCGAGAAAAGUGAAACUUGCCUCGAUGAUUUUGUCACCUCAGAGCGUCCGAACACACUAUACUCGUCCUCUUGGAGUCAGCCUCCUCUCGUCAUUAUUCAUCUUAUCCUUUUUCUCUUCCUCGCCUCCCUUUGUAUAAAGUCUCUCCUUCGCCAUCUAUUGCGUCUGUUUUAUUUUCAUUUUUUUUUUCUCUCUCUAUCUUUCUUUUCCUUACUCGCAAAAAAGCUAGCGCGCGUGCGCGGCGUGACAUGCGCGACUUAAAAGUAUUAUUAGCUCGCGGAUAAGAGAAUAUAAACACUUGGAGAGUCGGACACGCGUCAUUAUAUAUAACUCGUAUCUCUCUAUUUUUUUUCUUUGCGGAAUUGCAUCCAAACACACACGCGCGCGUAUCUCCUUUACGAAACUCUCUCCGACUUUGAUUUUCGAGCGCAUGUGCCGAGCGAACCGCGCGCGCCCGCGUUCACGCCACAUUAUUGUUAUUAUAUUAUUAUUAUUAUUAUUAUUAUUAUUAUUUUAUUGUAUUAUUAUUAUUAUUAUUAUUAUUAUUAUUAUUAUUAUUAUUAUUAUUAUUAUUGUACUCUACUGUAUUGUAUCGUAAUGAUCUACUAUGUACUGCGGUGAAAAUUGCGACACUGUCUCGGCGAUUCUGGUGAAUAUAUAGCGGAUCGACGAGCCACGAGAGCUGAGACAAUAUAUAUAAUGCGUUUAAUGUAAAAUUUUUCCAGAGAUCGGGACGACAGUGCCACGACUUUGACUGUAUGCUUUAUAUUGUAUGUUAUACAUAUUUUACUGUUAGCGUUAUACUGUAUUAUCCGGCUAACCCACAAUAAGAGAACAGCAAGCACCUGCCCGAACUGUUAGGAUUGUACAUACACACUGCAAUUCCUUUCGUUGCACACAGUUGGAAAUAAUAUACUUGUAUACACUAUUACACUGUACUUUAUUAUCGCAAAAUUAUAACUAUGAACUAUACAUACACACACACGUGGAUCAGCAAAAUAAACUCUUAUUAUUUCAAAUUAUUUAUAUAAUUUCGUUCGUAGUUGUGUUUCUUGUUGUACAUUCGUCUUUUUAGAUUUUAAAUCGCACCACCUCUCGUGUAGUAUAAAUGAAAAAAAAACAAACUAUGUUAGCUUAUAGAUCGUGGAAAUUGAUGUUGAAGUUUCCAGCUAUGUAAGAUUUUGUCUUCUCGAAGGUGUUACAUCUCGAGCGCGAGGAAAUCGUAUUAUAGCGAUUAUAUAAUCCAAGACAACGAGCCGUGCGUUCAUUAUCGACAUAUACGCAUAAAUAUUACAUGUAUGCUAAUGCAAAUAAAUACGUAUCAUAUAUGAUUAUAACGAGUAUAUUUCAACGAGAUCUCUUACCCGAGUAAGUGCGCCGUGCGAAGAUAUACAGCUUAUCAAAACGAGUUUGUGAAAAAUCGAUGUUGUACUGUAGAAAUGUCAAGUGGAUAGUCCUAACACAGCGAUUGGUUAUAUACUUUUUUUGUAUUGAAGAAAGCUUCUUUGUAUCAAGUUUAUCAUGAGUAGUGCACACUAUAUGCAGUAUAUAUAGUACUCCGUUAAGUAUCCCACGCGCAUUGACGGAUAGCAGUAUAUAUAUGUUCUAUGACCCACUUCGUUUGUAUUAUAUUGUAAAGUAUUGGCAUAAUAAACAAAUUCAAUGAUGAACAUUAUAAA